UUGUAAUGUCAAUCAAAGAGUGAGUGCCAAUGAUCUGAAGCAAUCUGUUUGGAGCUGACCUGAGUCCACUCAGAUCAAUAGCACCAGAGGGAGAGGACAGAGCCACCAGGAGUCCUGUACAGACCUUCCAAGCCUGGACCCUUCCCUCCUGCUUCAUGUAUAGGGCUGCAGUGAGCUGGGAAACAGAGCCAAGUCCCUGAAGGGAUACAGUGUCCUGCAGCCUCCAGUACACCAUGUCAUUCCCACAGCUGGGUUACCAGUAUAUCAGACCCCUGUACCCCUCUGACAGACAGGCUGUGGGGGGCACCAGGACUGGGGUAGAUCUCUCCUCAGCUGGGACUCUUUCUAAUGUCCUCUCUUCCAUGUAUGGAGCUCCCUAUGCAGCUGCAGCAGCCCAGGCGUAUGGAGCUUUCCUGCCAUACACCACGGAGAUCCCCAUCUUCCCACAACUGGGCUCCCAAUAUGAGAUGAAGGACAGUCCUGGAGUCCAGCACCCAGCGUUUACUCAUCACCACCCAGCUUUUUAUCCUUAUGGACAAUACCAGUUUGGAGAUCCAUCCAGGCCAAAAAAUGCUACCAGGGAGAGCACUAGUACACUCAAGGCCUGGCUGAAUGAGCACAGGAAGAAUCCUUAUCCCACCAAGGGUGAAAAGAUCAUGCUCGCUAUCAUCACCAAGAUGACCCUCACUCAAGUGUCCACUUGGUUUGCCAAUGCUAGAAGGAGACUUAAAAAGGAAAAUAAAAUGACCUGGGCACCCAGGAGUAGGACAGAUGAGGAGGGGAACUCUUAUGGAAGUGAUCAUGAAGGGGAAGAGGAGGAUAAACGUGAGGAUGAGGAGGAGAUAGAUUUGGAAAAUAUUGAUACUGAGAACAUUGAAAAUAAGGAAGAUUUAGAUGACCAGGACACUGAUAUUCACUCGGACUCCAAAACAGACCCUAGAAGUGACUCUGAGGGCUCAGAUGGAUUUGAGGAUUUAACAGUCUCUGAGGGCAGGUUUCUCAAGUCUGUGGUUGUGGACAGUAGGGUGAUGGAGGGGGACAAGUGCGAGCUUCCUUCUGAAGCCAAAGUCCAUCAACCUCCAUGUGAACAGAUGAAACUGAAUAGCAUUUCCCCCAACCCUUCUCCAGAAAACAGUUUGCCAGCGGCCCACAAACCUAAAAUCUGGUCCUUAGCAGAGACUGCUACUGCCCCAGAUAACCCACGCAAGUCUCCUCAGACCAGUGGGUCUGUGAACUCUCCUAGCAUGAUCCCACAACAUAGACUUAUCCCCUGUGCUGGGAGUAAGUUCCAAAGCUGGACUGGGAGAGGAUUUUCAGCUCAGCAACUUACUUUACUGAACUCUGCCCACUUUCUUCAAGGACUUACUGUUAGCCAAACAGCCCCUGGUGCGGGUAUGGCAGCAUUUACCAAGCAAGUGGAGCACUCACACAAUACAGACCCUACAACAGAUCGACCAAGCACAUUGGAAAUAGAGAAAAAGUUACUAAAUACAGCUUUUCUACCAGUACAAAGAAGGCCUCAGAAUCAAUUGGAUGCUGCUAUGAUCCUGUCUGCUUUAUCAUCUUCCUAACAAAUUAUUUUAUAUUUUCAUUAUUUUCUUUUUUUACGUUGUUGUACUGAUUGUAACAUAAUAUUAUUUCUGUAAACCAGUUGCAUAUUGUAAGCAUGUCUGUGUAUUAAAUGAAACAGAUUUCUGUUUCUAAACUAUCAUGCUAAUUAGAUGACUUUGUAUGGUUUUGUCCAGUGAUGUCGCAUUCAUUUGUAUAUAUAGUAAAAAAUGUAAAUAUGUGUUAAAACCAAAUUGUACAAGAAAGUAUAUAUUUUUGGUUAAUAAAUGAAUUGUUGCCUCUUUACAA
Bombina bombina (fire-bellied toad) is the source of this 1857-nucleotide messenger RNA. It is a transcript of the gene IRX3, whose product is annotated as iroquois homeobox 3. The record is from RefSeq and is a predicted model, not a curated record. Gene Ontology annotation, cellular component: nucleus. The transcript is spliced from 4 exons. The coding region runs from base 234 to 1571 and encodes 445 amino acids. Gene Ontology annotation, molecular function: DNA-binding transcription factor activity, RNA polymerase II-specific; RNA polymerase II cis-regulatory region sequence-specific DNA binding. Gene Ontology annotation, biological process: neuron differentiation; regulation of transcription by RNA polymerase II; cell development. NCBI's taxonomy places the organism in Eukaryota, Metazoa, Chordata, Amphibia, Anura, Bombinatoridae.